UCGUACGUACUUUUCUCUAUAGCCUGUACAGUCGUUUUGAUUGCCAUUGGAAGAUUCAGGAUGCGCAAUCUGUACCUAGCAGUGCUCGUAGCGUCCAUAGCAUUUGGACAAGAAACUGAAGCCAAUGAAACUUUUCAAGACGCUUUAGAUGAGAUCCUGUCUGAGGUGAUGAGUGGAGUUAAUGAUGUCGUAGCUUCGGCCAGCUCAAUGCUGUGGCACCUACCCGCCCUCACGGUUAAAGUGGAGGACUGGUGCAUCCGCAUGGCCAAAAGGAUUGGAAUAUUCCUCAAUUUAAUAGACGCAGAGUGGAGCGUUCUAGAUCAGAUCAUAACCACAAACAAAAAGGAGAUGAUCAAGCUAUUUGACGCCAUUCCCUGUAACAAACUGUGCCCAGUGUGUAACAUCCUGCAGCGACCCAAAGUUCGAGCUGUCUGCUACAGCUACUGUAAAACCACGUGUCGCUGGCAGUUUUGAGUUUUCAGGUUUCCGCGACUACUAAUGGAUGUUCCUCAAGGAAAACUGUUUUAUAUUUUUAUUAUAUAUUUAAUAAAAUUUACUUUACAUUCUU
Messenger RNA from Physella acuta, 568 nucleotides. RefSeq lists its product as uncharacterized. NCBI's taxonomy places the organism in Eukaryota, Metazoa, Mollusca, Gastropoda, Physidae. The record is from RefSeq and is a predicted model, not a curated record.